UAACACCUAACAGCCCACCAUACGAAAACUCUUAUCUAUAGACACUCGCAAUCAAACGCUCAUAACAUAACGGCAAAUCAACAUAUUCUCUUCGUCCAUUUUCAACAUGUUUCUCCUCCGAGACGCAAUUUUCCUAAUCGAACUGGCAUUUUACUGUCCUCUCAUCCCGGCCGCCAUCUUCAUUCUCCUAGCCCACGGCUUCAAAAAGCCCUACACAUGGCGUCCCAUCAUCCUACCUCUUUUCAUACUCUCCGGGUUGCGAAUCGCCGGCGCCGCAUUAGGCCUGGCAUCUAUGAGCCCGGGAAAAUCUAAUCUUCUCACCACGGCGACAUUGCUAGAUACGAUCGGGUUGGCCCCGGUUAUGUGUUUGCUUGUGGGACUUUUGGUUCGAGCAAAUGCUCCUCUAUACAAAGGCUUCCCCUUUUGGGCUUUCCUCCCCCUCCAACUAACCGUGAUAGUUGCAACAGUCUUGACAGCAUACGGCGGCCGCGAUCUCUACACGUCCGCGCAGAACCAGUCGCGGGACAUCAUCCUCAUGCGUGCGGGCACCUUCAUUUUCAUCAGCAUCUUCACCGUCAUGGUUGUGCUAGCCGUGCUCACACUUCUAAACGUCUCGAGGCAAUGUUGUCAUCAAACCGAACGCGCAGCAACCAUCUGCACGCUUCUCUGCGUGCCGUUUAUGACUAUCCGGUUGGCAUUUUCAGUAGGGUCACUCUUCACGAUGUCUGAUGGGAAUAAGUCCGUGUUGAAUCCCAUGUCUGAGGAGAAUACGGAUAUCUGGGUGCAUUUCUUCAUGGUGAUCGUUGUGGAGUAUGUGGUUGCACUGUCGGCCACGGGGGUGGCGUUGACGGCGAAAAACAGGAUUAUGUUAGAGUCAGGGAAGGAUGAUUUGUUGUCUGAUGAGGAAGAUGAGGGUCAUCGAGCUUAAACGUUCUAGAAAGUAUAUAGAGAUUUUUCCUUCACUGCCAUGUCUUUCAGUGUUGGUUCUUUUUGUUCCUCAUUUGUUCUGGUCUUAGAUUCGUUGGAAAUGCUGUUAAACGUGUUUGCGUUAUUCUAUAU
Messenger RNA from Aspergillus ruber CBS 135680, 1059 nucleotides. RefSeq lists its product as uncharacterized. Lineage: Eukaryota; Fungi; Ascomycota; Eurotiomycetes; Eurotiales; Aspergillaceae. The record is from RefSeq and is a predicted model, not a curated record. The coding region runs from base 107 to 928 and encodes 273 amino acids. The transcript has 2 exons.